Messenger RNA from Suillus subaureus, 2082 nucleotides. Its product is annotated as Sec1-like protein. Gene Ontology annotation, cellular component: fungal-type vacuole; CORVET complex. NCBI's taxonomy places the organism in Eukaryota, Fungi, Basidiomycota, Agaricomycetes, Boletales, Suillaceae. Gene Ontology annotation, biological process: intracellular protein transport; vesicle-mediated transport. The transcript has 13 exons. The record is from RefSeq and is a predicted model, not a curated record. Bases 1 to 2082 code for a protein of 693 amino acids.
AUGGCAGCCGCGUCCGCAUCAGCCUCUGACGCGCAGACUUCUUAUGAGACCGAGCGAGACAACGAGCCCAGGUUGGGCGUAGAAUUGCUCAAGGAUACGGCAAGAAAGGCCUUGAUCGACACUCUAAAUGCGGUAAAUGGCGCGAAGACACUUGUGCUUGACCCUACUCUUGCGGGGCCUUUGGGACUGGUCACAGAAGUCGCACUUCUGAAGCAUCAUGGUGUAGACAAGAUGUUCUGGCUUGAGCCAGGCCCAUUGACCUCGACGACAACAAACGUCGUGUACCUUUGUCGCCCGCUAAUCAAGUACGUCAAGAUCAUCGCAGAUCAGGUCAAAGCCCACAUUCGAGAGUCGCAAAAGCACAGAUAUACACUCUUCCUUGUACCCCGCAUCUCUACUCUAGUAUCAAGGAUACUUGAGGAAGAGGGCAUUCUUGGCGAUAUUACCAUAUCUUCCUACAACUUGCAGUUCAUUCCGAUUGCGGACGAUGUCAUUUCGCUCGAAAACGAUACCGCGUUCAAGGAGUUAUGGGUGGAUGGCGACGAAACCGUGAUCUAUAACUCUGCGUUAGCACUCAACUCGUUGCAGAAGGUGUACGGUCGCUUCCCUCGCAUAUUAGGAAAGGGAGAUUAUGCUUCGCGGUUGGCAACCCUUCUUACGAAAUCGCUACCUGAUCAACCUUCUCCCUUGUCAGACCCCUCCAUACCUUCUGCACCGUUUGACUCGCUCAUUAUUAUGGACCGCACCGUUGAUAUGAUCACACCGCUUCUGACCCAGCUGACGUAUGAAGGCCUUAUCGACGAGUUUAUUGGUCUCAAGAACUCUCAUGUUGAACUACCAGUUAGCCUCCUCACCCUCCCCGCUGCACCUAACCCUUCGAAUCCCAACGCCACCCCAUCAGGAUCUGCGUCUAUCACUCCACUUAUCAAUGAAAAAACGAAGAAGCACCACCUCUCAACUGCCACUGAUCCGCUAUUGACUGAGCUGCGCGACUUGAAUUUUUCAUCGGUAGGGAAAAGACUCAGCAGAGUGGCACACCGAUUAGAUGAAGACUACAAAGCUCGAUUACAAGCGAAGACUGUUGCGCAGAUUCGCGACUUUGUUGGCAAACUUGGUGGUCUUCAAGGUGAACAUCAGGCGCUGAGACUUCAUACUGGCCUGUCGGAGAUGCUCUCUCUGAAGACACGCGCGGAAUUAUUUAACAAAUCGCUUGAAGUGCAGCAGAAUCUUCUGGCAUCGUAUGAGGUCUCGGCUCAGAUUAAUGCAAUUGAAGAUAUGAUUGCACAAGGUGCAAGCAUGCAGACUAUCGUGCGACUGUUGUGCCUUGCCAGCAUUACUAGUGGUGGAAUCAAGGCCAAAUCCUUGGACGGUGUAAAACGCGAGCUUCUCCAAGCUUACGGAUAUAAUUACCUCCCCCUGCUUCUCUCGUUAGCCGCGCCCCCUCUAGCUAUUCUGCUGCCCAAUCCCCUCCCAAUUUCCGCUGCUCCUGCUGUUGCAGGAAACAAGUACCCCUUCGUAACCUUGCGCAAAUCACUCCGACUUCUUAUUGACGAUAACCCUGAAGCACUGGAGGAGGUUGAAAAUGAUAUCAGUUAUACCUACUCUGGAUACGCGCCUAUCAGUAUCCGGCUAGUACAAUGUGUUGCCCAGAAGAGUGGAGUCAUCAGUAAUCCUGCAGAGAAGAGUAGUGCAGACGACGGGGAUGGCAAGGGCAAAGGGUCUAGCGCCAGAAAACUCCAUGCGCAUCCGAUUGUGGGCUGGAAAGGCUUUGAGGACGUGUUAGGUACGAUUCCGGGAAAGACAUUUGACAUUGUGCAGAAGGUGCCUGCAUCUGCCAACUCCACAGCUUCUUCCGUUGCUUCCUUGAUGCGCCCGCGCGAGCAAACGACCACAACUGCCGUAUUUUUCCUGGGUGGAUGUACGUAUACUGAGAUUGCUGCCCUUCGUUGGGUGAGCCGACAAAACAAAGGUCGUAAAUUCCUCAUCGUGACGACGGGGAUUGUGAGUGGGAAUAGCUUGGUCGAUAGUAUUGCAAGCACUGGGAAGAACCUUUCUACGACCAAGGACGUGAACACCUAUUAA